This is a messenger RNA of Cherax quadricarinatus, 1212 nucleotides long. The record is from RefSeq and is a predicted model, not a curated record. Lineage: Eukaryota; Metazoa; Arthropoda; Malacostraca; Decapoda; Parastacidae.
CCCCCCUUUCCCCCCCCCCCCAAAAAUCCCCCCCACCCCCCCCUUUCCCCCCCCCCUUCCCCCCCCCCCCCUUUCCCCCCUCCCCCUUCCCCCCCCCCCCCCCAAACCCCCCCCCCCUUUCCCCCCUCCCCCCCCCUUUUCCCCCCCCCCCCCCCCACCCCCCCCCCUUUCCCCCCCCCUCCCCCCCCAAAACCCCCUUCCCCCCCCCCCCCCCCCCCCUUUCCCCCCCCCCCCCCCUUUCCCCCCCCCCCCCCCCCCCUUUUUCCCCCCCCCCCCUUCCCCCUUCCCCCCCUUUCCCCCCCCCCUUUCCCCCCUUUCCCCCCCCCCCCCCCCCCCCCCUUUUCCCCCCCCCCCCCCUUCCCCCCUUUUCCCCCCCUUUUUUUCCCCCCCCCCCUUUUUUCCCCCCCCCCCCCCCCCCCCCCCCCCUUUCCCCCCCCUUCCCCCCCCCUUUCCCCCCCCCCCUUCCCCCCCCCCCCCACCUUUUCCCCCCCUUUUUCCCCCCCCCCCCUUUUUCCCCCCCCCUUCCCCCCAUUCCCCCCCCCCCCCCCUUUCCCCCCUCCCUUUCCCCUUCCCCCCCCCCCCCCCCCCUUCCCUUCCCCCCCCCCCCCCUUCCCCCCCCCCCUUCCCCCCCUUUUCCCCCCCCCCCCCCCCCCCCCCUUUUUUUUCCCCCCCCCCACCCUUUUCCCCACACUUCCCCCCCCUUUUUACACACCCCACCCCCUUUCCCCCCUUUUUUUUCCCCCCCCUUCCCCCCCCCCCCCCCCCCCCCCCCCCCCACCUUCCCCCCCCCCUUUACACCUCCCCCCACCUUUUCCCCCUCCCCCCCCCUUUCCCCCUUUCCCCCCUUUCCCCCCCCCCCCCUUUUCCCCCCCCCCCCCCCUUUACAAACCCCCCCCCACCCUUCCCCCCCCCCCCCCCUUUUUUCCCCCCCCCCCACCCCCUUCCCCCCCCCCCCCCCCUUCCCACGCCCCCCCUUUCCCCCCUUACACCCCCCCCCCCCCACCUCCCCCCCCACCCCCCCCCCCCUUUUCCCCCCCCCCCCCCCCCCCCCCCCCCCCCCCAAACCCCCCCCCCUUUUCCCCCCCCCCCCCCCCCCCCCCCCCUUCCCCCCCCCCACCCCCCCUUCCCCCCCCUUUUUUCCCCCCCCCCCCCUUUUUCCCACCCCCCCCCCCCCAAAACCCCCCCCCCCCUUCACCCCCCCCUUUCCCUUCA